UGGACCCAGCUGUGUGUCCAUGAAGAGUGAUCGGUCUAUGGGUGAACGUAUUUACUUUAAAGACGGAGCCCCCUCAUCUGAUGCAAGGAUCAAACAUUGGAAACCUGGACCCAGCUGUGUGUCUAAGAGUGACUCCUCUAUGGAUUCACCCAUUGAGUUGAAAGAUGGACACCACUCUGAUCCAAAGAUCCAACAUGAAGAAACUGGACCUGGACCCAGCUGUGUUUCCAUGAAGAGUGACUGGUCUAUGGACAAACCUAUUGAGUUUACAGAUGGAAUGCACUCUGAUAGGUCAAGGAUCCAACAUGAGCAAACUGGACCUGGACCCAGCUGUGUGUCCAUGAAGAGUGACCGGUCUAUGGGUGAACGUAUUUACUUUAAAGACGGAGCCCCCUCAGCUGAUGAAAGAGUUCCUCAGCAGAGCUUGAAGGUCCCCAGUGGUCAGUCGGCCCAGCAGCAUCAAUCUGACCUGGACUCCAUAUUCAUGCUGCUCCAGGAAAACAUUGUUGGAUUUGUGGAGGACGAGCUGAAGAAGAUCCAGAGAGUCCUGAGUUCAGAUUACCCAGAAAGCUUAGAGAGUCAGAGGGAGGAUGAGGAGGUGUUGGACAGUGAGGAUGAAGAGCAGAGGAGGAGCAGCAGAGAGGCAUUUCUGAACAUCACCCUGCACUUCCUGAGGAGCAUGAAGCAGGAGGAGCUGGCUGAGCGUCUGCAGAGCAGAUCCAGUGCUGGAGUGUGUCAGCGUAAACUUAAAUCCACCCUGAAGGAGAGGUUCCAGUGUGUGUUUGAGGGCAUCGCUAAAGCAGGAAACCCAACGCUUCUGAACCAGAUCUACACAGAGCUCUACAUCACAGAGGGGGGGUCUGCAGUGGUCAAUGCUGAACAUGAGGUCAGACAGAUUGAAACAGCAUCCAGGAAACCAGACAGACCAGAAACAACCAUCAGACAAGAAGACCUCUUUAAAGCCUCACCUGGAAGAGAUGCACCAAUCAGAGCAGUGCUGACAAAGGGAGUGGCUGGCAUUGGGAAAACAGUCUUAACACAGAAGUUCACUCUGGACUGGGCUGAAGGCAAAGCCAACCAGGACAUCCAGUUCAUAUUUCCAUUCACCUUCAGAGAGCUGAAUGUGGUGAGAGAGAACAAGUACAGCUUGGUGGAACUUGUUCAUCACUUCUUCCCUGAAACCAGAGACGCAGGAAUCUGCAGGUUUGAUCAGUUCCCGGUCGUGUUCAUCUUUGACGGUCUGGAUGAGUGUCGACUUCCUCUGGACUUCCUCAACACUGAGAUCCUGACUGAUGUCACAGAGUCCACCUCAGUGGAUGUGCUGCUGACAAACCUCAUCAGGGGGAAGCUGCUUCCCUCUGCUCGCCUCUGGAUAACCACACGACCUGCAGCAGCCAAUCAGAUCCCUCCUGAGUGUGUGGACAUGGUGACAGAGGUCCGAGGGUUCACUGACCCACAGAAGGAGGAGUACUUCAGGAAGAGAUUCAGAGAUCAGGAGCAGGCCGGCACCAUCAUCUCCCACAUCAAGACCUCACGAAGCCUCCACAUCAUGUGCCACAUCCCAGUCUUCUGCUGGAUCUCUGCUUCAGUUCUGGAGGAGGUGUUGAAAACCAGAGAGGGGGGAGAGCUGCCCAAGACCCUGACUGAGAUGUACAUCCACUUCCUGGUGGUUCAGUCCAAAGUGAAGAACAUCAAGUAUGAUGGAGGAGCAGAGACAGAUCCACACUGGAGUCCAGAGAGCAGGAUGAUGAUGGAGUCUCUGGGAAAACUGGCCUUUGAGCAGCUGCUGAAAGGCAACCUGAUCUUCUAUGAGUCCGACCUGACAGAGUGUGGCAUCGAUAUCAGAGCAGCCUCAGUGUACUCAGGAGUGUUCACACAGGUCUUUAGAGAGGAGAGAGGACUGUACCAGAAGGACAAGGUGUUCUGCUUCGUCCAUCUGAGCGUUCAGGAGUUUCUGGCUGCUCUUCAUGUCCAUCUGACCUUCAUCACCUCUGGAGUCAACCUGCUGUCAGAAGAACCAACAACCUCCUGGCUGCCUAUAGUCUUCAGAGACAAACCUAAACUAACACAUCUGUACCAGAGUGCUGUGGACCAGGCCUUACAGAGUCCAAACGGACACCUGGACUUGUUCCUCCGCUUCCUCCUGGGUCUUUCUCUGGAGACCAAUCAAACUGUGUUACAAGGCCUGCUGAAAAAAACACGAAAAAGCUUGGAUACCAACCAGAAAACGGUCCAGUACAUCAAGAAUAAGAUCGAAGAGACGCCCUCUGCAGAGAGAAGCAUCAACCUGUUCCACUGUCUGAAUGAACUGAAUGAUCGUUCUCUAGUGGAGGAGAUCCAACAGUACCUGAGUUCAGGAAGUCUCUCUAAAGUUAAACUGUCUCCUGCUCAGUGGUCAGCUCUGGUCUUCUUCUUACUGUCAUCAGAAGAAGAUCUGGAUGUGUUUGACCUCAAGAAAUACUGUGCUUCAGAGGAGGCUCUUCUGAGGCUGCUGCCAGUGGUCAAAGCCUCCAGGAAAGCUCUGCUGAGUGGCUGUAACCUGUCAGAGAGAAGCUGUGCAGCUCUGUCCUCAGUCCUCAGCUCCCAGUCCUCUAGUCUGAGAGAUCUGGACCUGAGUAACAACGACCUGCAGGAUUCAGGAGUGAAGCUGCUGUCUGCUGGACUGGAGAGUCCAAAAUGUAACCUGGAAACCCUCAGUCUGUCAGGCUGUCUGGUCUCAGAGGAAGGCUGUGUUUCUCUGGCUUCAGCUCUGAGCUCCAACCCCUCCCAUCUGAGAGAGCUGGACCUGAGCUACAAUCAUCCAGGAGACUCAGGAGAGAAGCUGCUGUCUGCUGGACUGGACGAUCCACUCUGGAGACUGGACACUCUCAGGCUGGACCAUGGUGGAGAGCAGAGGUUAAAACCAGGUUUAAAGAAGUAUUCCUGUGGACUCACCCUGGACUCAAACACAGUGAGCAGAAAACUCAAACUGUCUGACAACAACAGGACGGUGACGCGUGUGGAGGAGGAGCCAUAUCCUGAUCAUCCAGAGAGGUUUGACUCCUACUGGCCUCAGCUGAUGUGCAGAGAAGCUCUGACUGGUCUCUGUUACUGGGAGGUCGAGUGGAGAGGAAGGGUUCAUAUAUCAGUGACUUACAGAGGAAUCAGCAGGAGAGGAGAAAGAGAGGACUGUGUGUAUGGAUAUAAUGAUCAGUCCUGGAGUCUCGACUGCUCUGAUCGUUACUCUGUCAGGCACAAUGACAGAGAAACACACAUCUCCUCCUCCUCGUCCCGCUCCUCCCUCUCCUCCUCCUCUGGUAGAGUAGCAGUGUAUCUGGAUCAUCCUGCUGGCUCUCUCUCCUUCUACAGAGUCUCCUCUGACAGACUGAUUCACCUCCACACCUUCAGAACCACAUUCACUGAACCUCUCUAUGCUGGGUUUGGGUUUGGGGUUGGGUUUAACUUCUAUGGUUCCUCAGUGUCUCUGUGUUCUCUGUAAGAAAAAACUUCCUGUCCUGUGGUGUAAAUGUUGCUGGUGGACGAGGCUUCACUAUGGUUAACAUUUGGCUCACUGAUUGUGUCUUUACAGACAGAAAUAUAUAUAUACUUUCUUCUUCCUGAAAUUGGUGCAAUGAUCUCCUCAGGGCUGAACUUGCUGUGUAGAAACGGUAUUGACUUUGUCACCUAGAGUGAGUGAAGUUUGGAUUAAUGACGUUUAUGUCGAGCAGCAUGUGGAUGCUAGAGUUUUUAAAAAGCUGUCAUGUCGGAUUGCUUCAGCGAUCAUUCAAUUGUUUAUUGCGUAUGGAAAAUCAAAUGAAUUAAACUGCCUCCAAAACUAGUCAAAAUCAGACAAUAUAAAAAAUUGAAUGUUGAUUUAUUUAUUAAUGAUGUUGUUGCCCUUAAUUGGGACAGAUUUCAACGAAUACCUUUUGUACAAGAUGCUUGGGAUUUUCUGCAUAAAGAGCUCACUGACGUCAUGAACAAACAUGCACCUGUGAGAACGGUUAAGGUCAAAGGUCAACAUCUCCCUUGGAUCAAUUCUGAACUCAUCAGUCUCUUUAGGGAAA
Messenger RNA from Gymnodraco acuticeps, 4046 nucleotides. RefSeq names its product NACHT, LRR and PYD domains-containing protein 3-like. NCBI's taxonomy places the organism in Eukaryota, Metazoa, Chordata, Actinopteri, Perciformes, Bathydraconidae. Gene Ontology annotation, molecular function: protein binding. The record is from RefSeq and is a predicted model, not a curated record. Bases 20 to 3478 code for a protein of 1152 amino acids. The transcript is spliced from 11 exons.